AAAAGUGGCAGAGAAAUUUAGUUUAUAGGGUAAAAAAGAAUCAAGGCAAGCAGAUUGUGGAAGCAGUGAGGACAUACCAUGGCCAGGCAACCACAUGUAAUAGUCAUACCACACGCAGCGCAAGGCCAUGUUGCUCCUCUCAUGAAGUUGUCCCUCCAAAUUGCAGCUCAUGGAGUGAAAGUCACAUUUGUUAAUACAGAAUUCAUACAUGAGAAGGUUAUGGCUUCCCUGCCGGCGAAAGUUGAGGAGGAGAAGAGGCUGAUAAGCCUAGUUUCAAUUCCUGAUGGGUUGGAACCAGAGGAUGAUCGACAAGAUUUUGUUAAGCUGACAGAAAGUAUAUUGAGAGUUAUGCCUGGCAAUUUGAGGAACUUGAUUGAGAACAUUAAAAGGUCUGAUGUUGAUGAGCAAAUCGUUUGUGUUAUAGCUGAUAUGGCGGCUGGGUGGGCACUUGAAGUUGCCAAUGAAAUGGGAAUCAAACGAGUGGCGGUGCUUCUUUCAGGACCAGCAAGCAUGGCCCUGGCACUACAUGUUCCACAGCUUAUAGACGCUGGAAUCAUAGAUACCGAUGGAACUCUAAUAAAAGAUGAAUCGAUCAUACUUUCAGAGGAUAUCCCAGCCUGGAGGAGCUCUGACUUCUCAUGGAGCUGCUCCGACCCAGUUAUGCAGAAAGUUCUAUUUGUAUAUGUUUCUACUGCCCUCAAAACUUUCAAAUUUGCCGAUCAGCUUCUGUGCAACACAUUUUAUGAACUAGACUCAUCAGUCAUGAAAUUGAUUCCCAAAGCCAUACCCAUUGGUCCAUUUUUAGCAAGUAACCAUAUUGAAGCCUUUGCUGGAAAUUUUUGUCCUGAAGACUCCACUUGCUUAAGCUGGCUUGAUAAACAACCUGCAGGCUCUGUCGUUUAUGUAGCUUUGGGUAGCACAACAAUCUUAAAUCCACAGCAAGUAGAUGAACUAGCACUUGGUCUUGAACUCACUGGCAUUCCAUUUUUAUGGGUAAUCAGCUCCAACCUGACAAAUGGGUCAACAGCAAAAUUCCCUGAAGGUUUCAUAGAUAGAGUGGCUGAUCUUGGCAAAAUUGUCGAAUGGGCGCCUCAGGAAAAGGUAUUAGCUCACCCUUCUGUUGCUUGUUUCGUGAGCCAUUGCGGAUGGAAUUCCACCUUGGAAGGUCUAACCAUGGGGAAACCCUUCCUAUGUUGGCCAUACUUUGCUGAUCAAUUCCAUAACAGGAGCUACAUUUGUGAUGUUUGGAAGAUUGGUCUGGCAGUGGAUAAAGAUGAGAAUGGAAUCAUAACAAGGAAUGAAAUGAGUACAAAGAUCAAAACACUGAUCUCUUCUGAUGGAAUAAAAGCAAAUGCAUUGCAGCUGAAGGAAGUUGCUAGAAAAAGUGUCAAUGAAGGUGGCUCUUCUUUCAAAAAUUUUACAAGCUUUAUUGAACUCAUAUGGCAUUAACCACCUUUUCUGAUAGAUUAAAACU
This is a messenger RNA of Durio zibethinus, 1474 nucleotides long. Its product is annotated as UDP-glycosyltransferase 83A1-like. Gene Ontology annotation, molecular function: quercetin 7-O-glucosyltransferase activity; quercetin 3-O-glucosyltransferase activity. The record is from RefSeq and is a predicted model, not a curated record. NCBI's taxonomy places the organism in Eukaryota, Viridiplantae, Streptophyta, Magnoliopsida, Malvales, Malvaceae.